GUGCCAUUUGCAACGAUCGAAUACCAGCGAGACAACCAGACGCCGGCCCUUGGAAGCUAGCUAGCAUGUUCAGCCACCAUGGGCACGGCCACGGCCAAUACCAGCCUCCGGCGACUGGUCCCCAGCACGAGCCGACGUUCAAGAUCUUCUGCCGCGCCGACGAGGGGUACUGCCUUACCGUCCGCCACGACGCCGUCGUCCUCGCGCCAACCAACCCCCGCGACGACUGCCAGCACUGGUACAAGGACAUGCGGCACAGCACGAGGGUGAAGGACGAGGAGGGCCACCCGGCGUUCGCGCUCGUCAAUCGCGCCACCGGCCUCGCCGUCAAGCACUCGCUCGGCCAAUCCCACCCCGUGAAGCUGGUGCCGUACAACCCAGAGUACCAGGACGAGUCGGUGCUGUGGACCGAGAGCAAGGACGUCGGCCAUGGCUUCCGCUGCAUCCGCAUGGUCAACAACAUCUACCUCAACUUGGACGCCUUCCACGGCGACAAGUCCCACGGCGGCGUGCACGACGGCACCACCGUCGUGCUCUGGGAGUGGUGCAAGGGCGACAACCAGUGCUGGAAGAUCCUCCCCUGGGGCCCCGAGGCGUACGCGCCGCCGCCGCCGCCAGCAUACGGGCACCAGGCAUACCCGCCGCCGCCGCCCAACCGUGAACCUGGCCACGGCUACCACCCCGCACCUGCGUUCUACCCGCCGCAGCCGCCACCGAGCCACGAUGAGCCGGGCUACGGCUACCGUCCACCGCCGGUCGGACCACCCGGUGCAGGGUACGGCAACCGGCUGCCCCGCGCGCUGGCGUCGGAGCCCACCGUGCGCAUCCUGUGCAGGGCCGACGAGGCGUACAGCCUCACCGUCAGGAACGGCGCCGUCUGCCUUGCACCAACCAAUCCCAGGGAUGACUUCCAGCACUGGGUGAAGGACAUGAGGCACAGCACGAGCAUCAAGGACGAGGAAGGCUACCCGGCGUUCGCGCUGGUGAACAAGGCCACCGGGGAAGCCAUCAAGCACUCCCUCGGACAGAGCCACCCUGUUAGGCUGGUGCCAUACAACCCGGAGUACCUGGACGAGUCGGUGCUGUGGACGGAGAGCAAGGACGUCGGCCAUGGCUUCCGCUGCGUCCGCAUGGUGAACAACAUCUACCUCAACUUUGACGCCUUCCAUGGCGACAAGGACCACGGCGGCGUCCACGACGGCACCACCGUCGUGCUCUGGGAGUGGUGUAAGGGCGACAACCAGCGCUGGAAGAUCCUCCCCUGGUAAAUCGAGAGACCGUCAACAAAAGCAUCGAUCGAUCCGUCACCUGUGCUUGCAUUUGGCACUGUUCGAGUUCGACCAUGCAUGCAUGUCGUGUUACUGUUGCGUGUCCUGUGUUUAUGUCACUGCAGAAUAAAUCAGGGUCUCGCUGUCAGCAGAGAUCAGAUGACCCCCUCCCUGCUAUUUGGUGUGGAUCCAUGCGUAUAUGCGCAUCUUUUGUACGAAGUUCUACUAGUUCAUGUCAUGAGAUGCCUGUCUACUCUGCCCAGUUUGCUUCUGGCGAGAUGAGUACUGCUCCGGUUUGAUACUCUACUACAGUACUAUGCGGUUGAUCUAUGUUUGGUA
Molecule: messenger RNA, 1607 nt
Organism: Oryza sativa Japonica Group (Japanese rice)
Lineage: Eukaryota; Viridiplantae; Streptophyta; Magnoliopsida; Poales; Poaceae
Product: ricin B-like lectin R40C1
Source: RefSeq, a predicted model, not a curated record